This is a messenger RNA of Cynoglossus semilaevis (tongue sole), 953 nucleotides long. Its product is annotated as DNA damage-inducible transcript 4-like protein. Lineage: Eukaryota; Metazoa; Chordata; Actinopteri; Pleuronectiformes; Cynoglossidae. The record is from RefSeq and is a predicted model, not a curated record. Gene Ontology annotation, cellular component: cytoplasm. The transcript has 2 exons. Gene Ontology annotation, biological process: negative regulation of signal transduction. The coding region runs from base 102 to 716 and encodes 204 amino acids.
CUCGCUUUCAUUCUUUGCACCCCUUCUGUAUCAUCAUUCAUGGAUAAACGACAGAACACACGAUCGGAGGAGGCACCGGAGCUGUGGGAAAAAGACUUAAAAUGGAGUAUACACCGGCUUUACUCUCUGGACUCCCCGCGGACGAACACAGCGUGGUGGACAUGAUAGCCAAGUACCUGCUGCCGCUCCGGUCCCCGGGCAGACAGAGCAGCUCUGUCCGCAGAGGCAGCGUCGACAGCUGCGACGAGAAAGAGCACUCAACCGAUUCCCGUCUGCACUCGGGCCUGGAGUUGGAAGAGUACCUACUUUCGCAGGAUGUGACCCAGCAGUUAGAACGCUGUCUGACGGAGGCCAAGGCGUCCAGCCUCCAUUGCCAAGUGCUGCUGCUGCCUCACGGUAUGACCACCAGGGUUGGCCGGGAUGUGUUGGCGACCUCGGUUGACGAACCCUGCGGCAUCCGGGGAGCAUCCAUCAAGGUCUACGUGGACGGCAAAGACGGCCUCAAAUGUAUUGGGAACGUGUUCCCAGACCAGAGUGUCACCCCGACGUUUGAGCUGUCUGUCGUCUUCAAGGCGGAGAAGAACGACGGCUGGCCGUCUCUCAAACUCCUCUUUGAUUCUAGUAAAGUGCUGAAGCUGAGGCCAGAGUAUCGGCUGGUGAAGAGGAAGCUGUACUCUUCUGCCACUCCCGUGGUUCACGAUUUCAUCUCGGGGUGACGUUAUCGUCUUAUUGUUUACCUCCGAGUUUUGUAUCAGACCGAACAAAAACUGAAACUCUAGUUACUGUGAACUCCCUUUGUUUGAAUGUCUUACUUUAGUACCACAGUAUUUUUUUUUUACACACUGUAGACAUGACUACUUCCUGCCAGUAGUGGGCAGGUCUCACUCCAGGCACCUACUGUACUUUGAUGCAUUUAUUUAUGUUUUGUUAAAUAAACAGUUCACUUCCUUUAA